Molecule: messenger RNA, 1020 nt
Organism: Fusarium odoratissimum NRRL 54006
Lineage: Eukaryota; Fungi; Ascomycota; Sordariomycetes; Hypocreales; Nectriaceae
Exons: 1
Coding region: 1-1020 (339 amino acids)
Source: RefSeq, a predicted model, not a curated record
AUGACUUCUCCGGAGCGGCGAUUGUCUACGGGCGGGGCAGCACCAUGCAAAGUGUUCAUUGGAAAAUCCAGCCAUGGCGAAUUCAAGGACCAUGCAGGUCGCCAUUACGACGUUGUCGCGAGUCGAGCUGGCCCUGACGCGGCCAUCGUGAAACUAAGCAUUCAGUUGUAUUGUCUGGGUGAGCCGGAAUUCGAUCCUCACGACAUGGGUUCUUCUCUGUUAUAUUCUGAUGCUAUUCAGGGGUGGGGUAAUGCCCGUAACUAUUGGCCACGCAUUGAUGUAUACACGGGAUUUGACACCGUGGAAGAAUGCAUAGAGCAUCACCGCCGCGAGAAAGCGUUCCGCAGAGAGGCUAUCAGAAAGAUGAAGGACGACGCUGUGACUGGAUUGUCGGAAGCCGAGGCAAAAGAAAAGCUGGCCACGGAGAUCCAAGGAAUGGAACCUCUUCCGCAUAUCGUGCCAUCUUGGUGUGAAUCGACGAAGUUCGUUGAAAAUAGGUGGAGCGUUGGAGAUCGUUACAAGAGCUGGAUCUUCGUCGUACCAGCACAAAGAUCCUCCUGGGAGGACGUUAUAGAGAAUGGGCUACUAAAAGUCAAAUUUGACCUGGACGUCUCUGCCGCCAUGAUUUACUCCGAGUCACCGACGUUUGGACUGGCUCCAGGAGGAGAAGGUUGGGUUCUCGUGGAGAAGACUGGCGUCGAAAACAUGAAACCUGUUGAGAUUCUACACAUCUGCGCUAGAGAAGAGCGUGGGACAUCGGAGAUCACCCCAGGAAGCGACGCGACAUUGUUCGGUGCUUGGUGUGACGCGACAAUGCAGCUUCGAGAUUGUACUUACAAGCCGAAAGGAUGCAAGGGUUGUCGUUCCAAUGAGCCACAUGGUUUCUGUGAGCAGGAGAUGGAUGAGCACUUCAAUGAUGAGGAUGGGCAAUGCGUCGCUUGUAGAAGGGAGGAGGAGGAGGAGAAACGCCUGGGAGAGCAACAGAAUGGUCAGCCUGCCUUGGACACUGUUGGCUUAUGA